This is a messenger RNA of Vigna unguiculata (cowpea), 1696 nucleotides long. RefSeq lists its product as uncharacterized. The record is from RefSeq and is a predicted model, not a curated record. NCBI's taxonomy places the organism in Eukaryota, Viridiplantae, Streptophyta, Magnoliopsida, Fabales, Fabaceae.
AAUGAAACGGGGUGUUAUCCCAAACCUUCCAUUCUCUCACUAAAGUCUUCGUCGCUUCUUCUCAUAGUGCACCGGUUGUUGUGACCAGGUUCAAUGAUUGUUAGGGUUAGACUUUCUGCCACUCACACGUUCCACACACUCACCGAUCUCACUGGUCCACUUACUCCGGAGACUCACAGUCACCGCAGCUAGAACAAAAAAACCUGACUCUGGACCCUGUAAAAGAGUUAUAACAGAGAUCUUGAGAUCCUUUUCUCACUCUUCAAAUUCCAAAACUGAGUGUAAUUGAAACUUUGAAGUGUAUAAAUUUCUUGUUUUGUGAGAACAACAAAUUACUUUUCCGCUCAACGAAUAAUACGGGGUUUACGGACAAACAAUUCGUCGGUGCGUCUACCUUCUUCCGUGAGUUUUUCGUUGCUACUGCAUGGUGUACAUGUGUUCUAUACUGUGCAAUUCCAUCUGAGAAUCUGCCUUAUUAUAUCAAGAUUUUUGUUUUAAAGAAGCAAAAAGUGGAAGUACCUACAGUGAUGCCUGAUCUUCCAUUCCAAGUUGGGGAUUUGGCUGAGUCAAAGUCCUUUCAAAGUGGUUUUCGUGGUGCAUGGUUUCGUUGCAAGAUUAGAGAUAUCCGCACGAAAAAUGCUGUCAUAUCCCAUCUAUUGGAGUAUUUUGACUACACUGACCAAAAGCCAAGUUGGAUCAAGUUGUAUCAAAAGCCUCUAAGUAAUAUUGGCAAGUCAAAGGGCUUGAACAAGGAAUUGAUGUUGCGACCUUCAUUCCCUACUUUCUCUCGGGAAAGUGGAAAGCCUGAUGUGAAUGGCAGGUCAGAAGUGACUGUUAUUGUUAACAACACAUGGAAAGUUGGGGAUUUGGUAGAUUGGUAUACCGAUGGUUGCUAUUGGUCUGGAAGUGUGACUAAAUUAUUGGGGAAUGAUAAAGUGCAGAUUAACUUGCUACCUCCCCCACUGGGUGAAGGGUUAUCUUAUGAAGCAUUAAGCAAGGAUUUGCGCCCAACUUUGGAUUGGUGUCCUGAAAAAGGUUGGUCUGUGCCUAUACCUGUGGGUGAUGAAUGCAGGCAGCCUUGUGCUCGUAUAAUCAAUCCAGCAAAUUCAGAUGUAACGGAUGAGAUUGGUCGGCAUACAGUAAGGUUGCAUUCUUCAUCUUUAAAUUUGAAAGACUAUCCGGAUAGAUCCAUAGCAAGGAGAAAUCAAAGCAACAGUGCUAGAAAUGGUAUGGAGAUUGACGAGUCUGAUAAUGUUUCAAGUUUACACAUCAUGGAUUCGUCAGUUGAGAAUUUGGAAAUACCUAGCAUCAAUGGUAUAUAUAAUGAGUAUCCCGCAAAGAGAAGCGACAGAAGUCUCUGUCUUAAUUCCAUGUCUUCCAAUACUAUAGAAGCUGCAAUCAUAGACUUGGAAGAACUUGUCAACAGGAUUAAAUGGUUAAGGCAUGUGUUGAAUUUGAGGGUGCCUUUAUCAGAUACUAAACAGUCUUCUUGGGAGUUUUCGAAACAUCAUGCAUCAUGCAAAUGAUGGUUCUGUAUUCAAUGUUUGACCUCAGCAUAGAUUUCUUUUUUCUCAAAUAUAUUUUUCGUGCUAUAUAUAGUGCUUUUGGACAGCUUAUGUUGGUUCGUCUAUUUUUUGAAUUUAGCGCAUUGUACCUUGUGCCUUUCAUGGUAUGCAAUUGUUUCCUGCGUCUCUAA